AUGGGAUCCUCAGAUCCUGAGCAUGCUUGUAGCGAAUGUCGGAUUCGCAAAGUUCGAUGCGACAGCAAAUCGCCCUUGUGCUCUAGCUGUCUCAAGUCAGGAUUGGUUUGCCAAUACACCAAGGGGAAGCGGAUUGAUCAUACCAAGAAACUGGUAAAUGAUGUUCAAUCACUCGCAACUCGCUUACAACGAUUUGAAGAAGCCCUUGUCCGAUUUUCAUCUAGCGUACAAGCCUCCACCUCGCCUCUCAGCGAUGUCUCGACCACCUCUUACAGCCCCAACACUCGGCGACCAAGUGUCGAGGAUUCAUGGAGCAGCUCGAAUACCUCUAAGGGAAGCCAGGCGGGCGGUCUAUCAGAUCAGUCGAUUGUGGAGUCUCUGGGGAGUCAUGGAUAUGAGCAAUUGAGCUGGAUAUAUGGUGAAGCCCAAGCUGCCGGUGACCAGUUUGUCUUGUCAUUGUCACCAUUGAACAGUCCUGAGCCGUCAGUUGAAGACCCCUUCACUUCUACAUCGGUGCUGCAAGCCCAGAUUGCCGAUGUGAGUGCGCUAUUUCAACGACUGGCCACGGACAGCCCUUUACUGUUGGAUUUUACUCAAGUCAGUGACCAGCCACCCUGUCUUCCACCACGAGCCCUUAUGGAAGCCUUCAUCGAUAUAUACUUCACCGAGAUCAGCCCGUUGCUUCCGAUAUACGAUCGACAGAGCGUUCUGACAGCGAUGAAAAUUCAGUAUGAAACGCUGGAUGCCCCGGAUCCAGCCUGGAUCGUAUCAUUCAACAGCAUUCUCCUCCAGGCAUUGGAAGGAAAGUGCACCGCAGCGAAGAAGACGGGCGCAAUGCCCCUGGAAGCAAGUCUCAUCAUCCACCUUUUGCAGAAUAUCCGGCGAUGCUUCAGCAACUUUCAAAGGCUACUAGAACCGCGUAUGGCAAACGUGCAAGCCCUUCUGAGCCUGGCUUUGGUUGCUCUUAAGUACUUCUAUUUUACUGUGUUCGAGACCGCCUUUACCCAUGCCUGUGAGCUCGCCAAGUCAAUGGGACUACACCGGAGCAUGGGCAAUGCCGCGAACCUAUGCGCGGAGGGUCAGAAUCUGUUCUGGUGUCUCUUCAUUGUAGAUAACCACGCUUCCACCAUAACUGGCACGCCCUGUCUCUUGCCAUCCUACGACAUUGGUCUCCCGUUCCCCACACGUUCCGGUAUUCUGCUCAAUGACCAAUUCGGCGCGCGCAUCUCACUCGCUCGGAUUCAAGGGGAAAUCUCUCGCAGACUUUACGCCAGCAUGCCGCGCCUGAGCUGGAAACGCCUAAGACGGCGUGCCUAUAAGCUUGUCCGACGCCUCAACGAUUGGACCACCCAGCACAGUCACAUUCUCUACCCUCCAGCCAGCACCACCACCACCGCACAGCAGGCCAUUGAACUGCGAUAUGCCCUCUGUAUCUGCCAUGUGCUAGUGCAGCGCUGCAUACCUGCUUCAGAGAGUCACCACGCUCGACUCGAGCACGCUCGCACGGGGUUACAGCUUCUUCAGGAACUAUGUGAGAGCUACCAUCCGGGCGACAGCAUUUCCGGCUUCGCUAUGUUUGAAAGUAUUCUCCUACGUUACCCCCUUGUCCUCUUUCUCGAGGUUUACAUCCAUCUCCUCAGUACGGAGUCUCAUGACAAUCCAGCUGCCGUGACCUCCGACGUCAAUGCCCUUGUUUUCUUCGCCACACGCGCGGAGUGUCUUGCUGCCAACGCUUGUAGUGGUUCUCAUGCCGAUACUAUCCGCUCUAUAUCUCAGCUCUGUAGUCAGGUUGCUACUUCACUUCUGCAGCACGAGCGAAUUCUUCUAGCACAGACACCAGCACCGCAUCAUUCCGAACCAAGCCGUGAGCUGGGGCCUUUGACAGGGAAUAGCCAGUCCAUAGGUCAUGGCGACGCAUGUUUCUGGGAUACUGAUCUCGAGGUGAUGAUGGAUGGCUAUGGUAGCUACCAGAGAUAUAAUGAUGUAUGA
This is a messenger RNA of Aspergillus niger, 1989 nucleotides long. RefSeq lists its product as uncharacterized. Gene Ontology annotation, biological process: regulation of DNA-templated transcription; DNA-templated transcription. The record is from RefSeq and is a predicted model, not a curated record. The transcript is spliced from 5 exons. Gene Ontology annotation, molecular function: DNA binding; zinc ion binding; DNA-binding transcription factor activity, RNA polymerase II-specific. Lineage: Eukaryota; Fungi; Ascomycota; Eurotiomycetes; Eurotiales; Aspergillaceae. Bases 1 to 1989 code for a protein of 662 amino acids.